AUGUGGUUUCCGACACCCUCUACCGAGAGCCUCACGAGGCCACGGGUGGCUGUCGCUGUCGUUUCAGUUGUGGCAGCCAUCUCAGCAGGCUACUAUGCAUACCGUAGCAGCUUGCCGCACCUCGUCCUCGAGCUGCCUCCUGGCACAUUGCAUAGAAGCAACGCCGUGCGUGGGCACCAUCGCCGCUCCCGGCCGUCAGGAACCGCCAGCAGCUCGUCCUCAGAUGUCGCCGGCGAUGAAAACGCGGAAAAUGCCGAGGUGCCGCCACCGCCACCCCCGGCGGAAGGCGAGCAAGGAGGCGUCGAGGAAAACAACGACGAUGAAUGGUGGAACGACCCGAAUCAGCUACCACCUCAGAGAGCGGGCCAUAACAUCGUCACAUUGCUGUUCAGGGUAUCGGAGGACAAUGCCCGGCGCAAUGGAUACGUUCAUAGAGGAUGCCAAUGCAAUGCCUGUGGCAUGGUCCCCAUUCGUGGCAUCCGCUACCGCUGCGCAAACUGUGCCGAUUUUGACCUUUGCGAAACCUGUGAAUCGCAAGGCAGCCACAUCAAGACGCACAUUUUCUACAAGAUUCGAAUUCCGGUCCCGCCGUUUGGCCACAGACAGAUGCAGCCAGUCUGGUACACCGGUGACCCAGAGUCUUGUCGUCGUGCAGUGCCUAGAGGAAUCAUGGCGAGGCUAUCCAAGGAGACUGGGUUCGAGCGGCCAGAGCUGGAGGCUUUCUGGGAGCAAUGGACCUAUAUGGCGAACACGGAAUGGCGGGAUGACCCUGAUCAAUUUUGCAUCGCCAUGGAUCGCAAGACGUUUGAACGGUGUCUCGUACCGACAGGCGCAUCUGCAUAUGCAGAACCCAAUCUGAUACACGACCGCAUGUUCGCAUUCUACGAUUCAAACAACGACAACCUCAUCGGGUUUUCAGAAUUUUUGCACGGGCUGUCCUACCGACGCAGGAAAGACAAACUGCAGACUGUGUUUGACGGCUACGAUAUUGACAACGAUGGAUAUGUCGACCGCAAAGACUUCUUGCGCAUGUUCAAAGCAUAUUAUGUCUUGUACAAGCAAAUGCAUAAAGAUAUCUUGGACGGCCUCGAAAACCAAUUGUUGUCGACCACAGAGGCAAAGCAACUGGUUCAAGGCCGACAGCCGCUCAGCAGCCACUUUGGACGCGAUGAAAGAGUGCCGCAAGCUGAUUCCAACCUGCGAUUUGAAGGCAAAACGUACCAUCCCGACGGUCAUGUUGAUGUGGAAAGAGACAAGACAGACGCGUUUGUUGAAAACGAAACUGAUACUGCUCCACGAAGGGAUAUCCUGACAAGCCUUUUUGCAUGUGAGACGGACAGGAGGGCAAGACGUCGACUGGUAAUUGGACAUGAUGGAGAUGGCAACUGGCGGACGGCUCGGAGAGCCAGUGGCGGUGAUACCGACAGCACUUACUGGCUUACUAUGCUUGAUCCGCCGAACAACUUGGAACAGCUCACAGAUGUUUUGCGCAGCAUUAGCAAUGGUACUGAAGGAGACAUUGCACUGCGAGACUCUGCUGACGAGGAUGAAGGUAAUGAAGCGGACGACCAAGGGCGCGACUCGAACGAAUCGGAAACCCGGGCACCGACAGAAAGCGAAGCCCGCGCCAUAGCCAUCGAGCGUAGCCGAAGACAAGCUCCUAGGCUCGAAAAGAAGCGGCGUGACAUGGCCCGGCGUAAAGUUCAUGAUCGAUGGAGACGUCGACAGUUUUAUCUUGAUGAGGAAGAAGGCUGCAUGGCUCCGGAUGACUGGAGUGACGGUGAGGAUAUUCUUGUGCAAGCGGCGCAAGCAGAAAUGGAGGAGAAGUUGCGCCGAGAGAGUCGACGAAAAGGUGCCCCAGUAUCUGCUCUGCUCGAGCCAGGGCCUGACGACUUUCCGUUCAACACCCGGCGCGAUGAAACCUCGCAUGCUUCUCUGUCUGCGGAGAACGACGCCGGGAAGGAAAUCCUAUACCAAGUGACGCAACAGGCAUUCAACGAGCUCCUGGAUGUCAUUUUCAAGCCCGCAGAGGAUCUUGCUGUACAGGCUGCUGAAACUAGGCCUCAACGCGCACUGUACAUGAACGAGAUCAACGAGGUGGACCCGUCUGAGCCUGACACAGAGGUAGAUAGCGAAGAUGGCGCAGAGAAGACGGAGGGUGACAAAACCUCUGGUGACAAGUCGGUCGAUGAGAAGAGCCCGGUGGAAUCACGAGUCGAGGGCGGAUACUUUGCUCAGCCGUCAGAGCCUCGUAACGCGGUCGAGCUCGAGUCGGGAACCAGCUUCGCGGAGACGCUCGAAGCAGCGCGGACGGUUGAGGCAGAAACCGAGUACCGCGAUCCUACGCUGCCUCAAAAUCGACCAAACAGCGAAACUUGGACGGAAGACCCGCCAGCCGAAGCUCCGCCACCAGAAGCUCCCGAGCCAUUACCAUGGCACCGCCCCUCGGUGAAGACACUCAGAUACUGGCAACGGUUGGAACUGGCGGAGCUUCAGGCUAAAGAUCGAGGCGGUUGGGGGAAGCUGAACUUUGCCGAGUUUGAAGAAAUCUACAAGUCCCAAGAGAUGCAAGGGAACAGACUGGACUAUCUGGGCAGCUGGAUUGACUUUUGCAUCCCAUAG
This is a messenger RNA of Cordyceps fumosorosea ARSEF 2679, 2622 nucleotides long. Its product is annotated as EF hand domain protein. The transcript has a single exon. The coding region runs from base 1 to 2622 and encodes 873 amino acids. NCBI's taxonomy places the organism in Eukaryota, Fungi, Ascomycota, Sordariomycetes, Hypocreales, Cordycipitaceae. Gene Ontology annotation, biological process: aggrephagy; mitophagy; endosome organization. Gene Ontology annotation, molecular function: K63-linked polyubiquitin modification-dependent protein binding; calcium ion binding; zinc ion binding. Gene Ontology annotation, cellular component: aggresome; amphisome. The record is from RefSeq and is a predicted model, not a curated record.